This is a messenger RNA of Linum trigynum, 4545 nucleotides long. The record is from the annotation of a GenBank genome assembly. NCBI's taxonomy places the organism in Eukaryota, Viridiplantae, Streptophyta, Magnoliopsida, Malpighiales, Linaceae.
CGAUAACUAUUCAACAAAUACGAGGUGGCUAAAUUUACCCGCUAAAUUUUGUUCUUUCCCUCCCUUCUGCCGUUGCGGUAGAAAUGGUAUUUGUUCGCUCGCGCCUAAUUCACUCCUCCCGCAGGAAUUUGUGUGGUUCGACUGGAAAAAUGGGGAUAAACUUCCCGCUUCUGUAAAGCGAGCGUCCAGACCCUCCUCAAAGUAGAACUCUUUCCACUUCAUUCGAAUCAGCUGAAAUGAUUGGCUUCAAGGGUUUAAUUUCUAUGUGCUAAAUGACCUAUUUGUUAUUCUGAAUUUGGGAAGGCGAAAUGGACGGGUCCAGUUGGGAAACAAUGGCCUUCGAGCUCAUUGCUCUUAGGGUGCUUAUGGCCCCCCUUGAAAGUUUCGAUCUUGUUGGAAUUUGCGGUUGUAUUGCUUUGUUGUGCUGAAUGUGUGUGAAAUUUAACCUUGGAAAAGGUUUUCUUUGUGUUCUUCUGUAGAGUUGCACAUGACUGUAGUGGGUAACUGUUCAGAAAGCCAACGUUGCUGCUAUAAGCUUCUACACAACCAAAUGGAGGUAAACUUUCGAUUGCGAUUCCAACUUAGUUAUUGUACAUUGUAGAACAUGGUGUUUCUUGGUUAGUUGAUGAUUGGGAGGUUCUUACUUGCAGAUACACCAUAUCAAGCAUUUCACACAUCACGAGUUGAUCCCUUGGUGAAACUUACCAUGUUCAUGAAUGUUCAAAGGUUUUCACCCGACUUGUGCAUUGUUCUGCAGAUGGGUGCUGAGAAGAGCUCCAAGAUUCUUUGCAAAGCAUUCGAACAUGAAGCCAAGGCUGCCCUCAGACUUUGUAACCUGAAUUCGGUAGCAUAGGGAUAACAGCUUGAGCCGAGAAUGGAAGAACGCUUUGGAAGGGGAAACAAUCAAUCAUUUGUUACUCCCUGGUAUGUUCUGCUGCAUUUUUCCUAACUUCUGAGAAUAACUCAUUGUUCUGGUUUGGAUUGGAUGUAUCGAGCUUGUGCUUUAGACAGAUUGCCUACUAUAUUGUUCAAAACUCGCUAAGCUUCCAUGUGGAACCAGCGGUUAAGCAUCGAAUCAAAACUGGCAUACACACAACAAGAAUCCUGAUGUACAUUGAAUCAAACUCUUUCCCAUUUUAAGGAAUAUGGUCACCUUCAGAUUGCCAAAUUAUACCACCAGAGACUGUUUUAACCAACGUGCAACCAUUUGAAAGAGGAAAAGCCUACUGUGUAGGAAAAAUUAUGGUUGACUGAUCUCCAUUUUCUAUUGCUAUGAGACAGAAGAAUUUUCAUUUGUUGGGAUGAUUAAAUCAAGGGCUUAUUAAUGAUAACCUACCAAAUGGUAUCAAUUUAAUUUGGCUAGUUAGUUGAUUGUGCUUGUUCAAAUAGGGGACCAAUUAGAUGGGUUUGACGCCUAACUUAAAUGGCUAUUAAAUCUGAAGUUUGCGACAAGCCAGUCAGUUAACAAAAAAUUAUAACAAAAUGCUAACCAAGUUGUGUGAUUUAAAAAAAAAAAAGAAGUUACUUUUUAACCUCAAUUGAUCAUGCAAAUUAGGUUCAACAUGUUACCAAAUCAUUCAAUUAGUACCCAGUACAGCAAGCAGACUCAACCCUUUCCAGUUCAAGAACUAGUUGAAUCGCGAGCUAGUGUGUGUUUUUCCCAUUUGUUGGGGGUUCGCUUCGAGGAGUUGUGGUGUGUCUGAAAGGGUUAGGUUGAACGGGUUCAUGGGAUCCUGUUCGAGCGACAUUGCUAAUCUUUUUCGAUGUGUUAAUUCAACUGAGCUAAUGUUAGACUGUUUUGUAACAAAUCACUUUGAUUGGUUAGCCUUUUGUUACGGACCUGUUGUCUACUGACCCAAGAGAGUGAUUAAUGAUGACCAAGGCAGAUACGUGCAUACACUAACUAUACUUUGCCAAUCUUCUGCCACAACAUUAACUUGGUCGAUCAUUUUCCAUAACUCAGAAAAAAUGAGCCAGCAGUUGAUUAAGAGAAGGAAACAAUUAAUCUCCUUCACUGUCACGUGGAAAACCAUUCUUCUUUACAUUUUUAAUCUCUACUUGAUUGGCUGAUCUUUCAGCAAGUCAAGAGCUUAAACUUAUCAUAUAACAGAGCUAACUCUGGAGUCUGGACCACUUUCUUUCUCUUUAGAAAUCUCCUGAUGUGAACACAAAUGUAGAACAGUUACUUCGUUGAUGAAUGUUCAAAUCAGGAAGGGCUCAACAGUAAUAAUGAAAGGACAGGGAUUGAGCAAUGGUCUUUCUGUUCAUUAAAUACUUUGAUAGAAGCCGGUCUGUAACAUGUGGCAUGAAAGAACCAGCAUGUCUAGAUUUCUCUUCUUCUCCCCCAACCCCACCACCAAACUCACACUGCAACAUAUGAAUCCUUCAUCGUUCUUUUCAUUUUCACUACCUAAGACAAAUGUCCCAAUCGCCACUUGUCAUGGAUGUAAACGCAAAUGGGACUUUUCCAGAAGUUGAAUAUUCUGGAAUAUCAGAAAUGGGGGUUUUCCAAACUAUUGAAGGGCAAGCAGAAGGAUGCUUCCUUGCUUAACCUAAACACUUUUGACAAGACAAGUUUGGUGUUUGUCAUUUCACUUGCAGAGCUGUUUCCAUUCUUCAUGUUUUUUCUGUUUCUGUUUCUGUUUCUGUUACUUGUCUUGUAUAAAAACAAAUCCCACUGGCAUAGUUGGAAGUAAUCAGCCACACAACAAACCAAAUGGCUAAAAAGCUAUCAAAUUUUGAAUCCUUACUCUUUCUACCCAUCAAAACCAUCAUCACCAAUAUAUGCUGCUGCAGACUCAAUCUCUUUAGAAAAGUAAGCCCCCUUCAGUACUCAGAUUUCUCAAAACAGCCUUCCUCCUUAAGAAACCAAGAUUCAGUUCUGAUGUUCAACAUGGAAGGAACUCUGCUAAAGUCACCUUCGAUCUUCCCUUACUUCAUGUUGGUAGCUUUCGAAGCUGGGAGUCCAUUGAGGGCACUCAUCCUUCUCCUUUUGUACCCUUUAAUCUGUUCAGUAGGGGGAGAGAUGGGGCUCAAAAUCAUGGUCUUUGUGAGCUUUGUGGGGCUUAAAGCAGGGAGCUUUAGAGUUGGAAGAAGCGUGUUGCCCAAGUUCUUCCUAGAGGAUGUUGGUCUCCAAGGGUUUGAGAUGGUGAUGAGGCAUGAGAGGAAAGUUGGGUUUACUAAUUUGCCCAGAAUCAUGGUGGAAGGCUUCAUGAAGCAUUACUUGGGGAUUGAAGCUGUUGUUGGAAGAGAGAUGGUGGUGUUUCAUGGCUACUUUUCUGGUCUGAUGGAAGAAAGGAGGCCAUUUGAGCCGAGUUUAAACAGUGAGAUCAUUGGCUUUGAUUGCUUCAACAAUUCCCUUGGCCAAAACUUCCAAUCUCCCUUCAAGGCACUUCACUUAAUCACAGAGGCAGAGAAGAGAACUUGGCAAACACUUCCAAGAUCCAAGUACCCAAAACCACUAAUCUUCCAUGAUGGAAGAUUAGCAUUUAGGCCAACUCCAUUAGCAUCCUUGACAAUGUUCAUCUGGCUUCCAUUUGGCUUCCUCCUUUUCAUCAUCAGAACCCUAAUAGGAACCUUUCUCCCUUACCAAAUCUCAAUCCCACUCCUCCAUGUCACAGGCAUGGGUGGCUUCUUCUCCAAGCCACAAUCUUUCCACCCUGACAAGUCGAAAGGAACCCUUUAUGUCUGCAACCACAGAACCUUAUUCGACCCGUGUUACAUCUCAAUGUGCACAAACAAGCCCUUGACAGCAGUUACAUACAGCUUGAGCAAGUUCUCUGAGUGGAUCGCGCCAAUUAAGACCACCCGUAUCACGAGGAAUAAAGACAAAGACAUGAUGCUGAUACAAGAACUUCUGACAAAAACUGACCUUGCAAUAUGUCCUGAAGGCACAACUUGCAGGGAGCCUUAUCUACUGAGGUUUAGUCCUAUGUUUGCUGAGGUGGCGAAGGACAUUGUUCCUGUGGCGAUCGAUAUGAAGUGCACCAUGUUCUAUGGAACGACGGCUGGUGGGUGGAAAGGGCUGGACCCUGUGUUUCAGUUGAUGAAUCCCUAUGUUUGGUGUGAACUUAAGAUUCUUGAGAAGGUGCCUCACUGUAUGGUGUGUGAAACUGGAGGCCAGUCUAGGGUUGAGGUUGCCAACUAUGUGCAGUCAGAGAUUGGUAAAGCUUUGAACUUUGAGUGCACUAGCAUGACCAGGAAGGAUAAGUACUUGUUCUUGGCAAAUAAUGAAGGGUUUGUGACAAGCUGAAAUCUUUCUCUGUUGCUUCUUGUCUUUUGUUUUGAAGCUAACUAUGUAGUUUGUAUGCACUAUUUACUAUAUACAUCUUGUUUAUUUACCUAUUCGAAAGUUCUAAUGCACUGUAGUUUUUUUAGUAUUAAUCUCGAAUCAAGAGCGAUUGACGUAUUUUUACACCACAUCCCUAUGUUAAACUUUGCAUUGUUGAGAAAAUUGAUCUUCUAUUGGACCCGGGGUUGGUCAAGGCACUGUUGCGGGACAAGCUAUAGAAGGUAUCGCUAUCUCAACAAAGACGGGAAUCGUUA